Molecule: messenger RNA, 1350 nt
Organism: Danio rerio (zebrafish)
Lineage: Eukaryota; Metazoa; Chordata; Actinopteri; Cypriniformes; Danionidae
Gene: mif4gdb
Product: MIF4G domain containing b
Biological process (GO): positive regulation of translation
Cellular component (GO): cytoplasm; histone mRNA stem-loop binding complex; nucleus
Molecular function (GO): identical protein binding; RNA binding
Source: RefSeq, marked provisional
GGAGCUCGAGACAAAUCCGCUGGAGAAAGAGCGAGGAAGGAGAGAUAUGUGAACAUAUCUGCUUGUUUGAGUCUCCUGUUACUUUUAAAAUGGAGAACUCCUCCAAAGAAGACUACAAGAUCCAGUCAUUUGAUUUAGAGACUCAGAAACUUCUCAAAACUGCCUUGAAAGACCCAGGAUCUGUUGACCUAGAGAAAGUGUCCAGUGUAAUAGUGGACCAGUCUCUGAAGGACCAGGUCUUCAGCAGGGAGGCCGGACGCAUCUGUUACACCAUUGUCCAGGCGGAGGCCAAACAGACGAACGGGAGUGUGUUUCGGCGUAAUCUGCUCAAUCGACUGCAGCAGGAGUUUAAAGCCAGAGAAGAGACGAGAAAGAGGUCGACUCAGGAGUGGGUUUGUCUCGUGUCCUUCAUCUGCAACAUCUUCGACUACCUCAAGGUCAACAACAUGCCCAUGGUGGCUCUGGUCCACCCGGUCUAUGACUGUUUGUUCAGACUGGCCCAGUCAGAUGCCCUGAAGAAUGAAGAGGAGGUGGACUGUCUGGUGCUGCAGCUUCACCGUAUUGGAGAUCAGCUUGAGAAGAUGAAUGUUCAGCUCAUGGACGAGCUCUUCAAUCUGCUGCGGGAUGGGUUUCUCCUGCAGGAGGAUCUGAGCUCCAUGGGGCGCCUGCUUCUGCUGGAGAUCCUGGAGUUUCGUGCUGGAGGCUGGAAGCUCAGCGACACAGCUCAGAAAUACUACUACAGUGAAGUGACGGACUGAGGCUCCACCAAUCAGCAAUCAGUGGAACAUGAAGACAUUGGAACCAAGGAUGGAGGUUUCAUUUUUAAGAUUAAAGAGAUUGCACUUGUUAUGCUUUCAAUCCACUUGAUUCAAACAUGUUUGGUGAACAAAUUAACAAUAUUAUUAUUUUUUUCUACUAUAGCAGCUGGUGUCCAACAUACUUUAAAAUAUCUUUCUUUUGUGUUUAACAGAAGAAAAGAAAUCAAAGUUGGAAUCACAAGACGGAGAGUAAAUCUUGAGUAAAUGUUCAUUUUGGAGUAAAUUAUCUCUAAGGUUGCAUUUACACUGCAGGCCUUGAUGGUCAUUGCCAGUUUAUGACUGGAUCAGAUUUUUUUGAUGACCCACUUACAUCAUCUUUUAAAAGUGACUCAUAUCCAGUCUGGUUUAUGCUUCUGCCUCGAGUGAUCGACGUGACUCAUGGCGCAUGGCUUGUGCAUUACUGUGCAUUUAUACUUCUGCAUGCUGUUUCUGUUGCUCUGCAAUACAAUACCGAAAAGCUAGUUGACAGUGAGGUUGUGUCGAGUUUCUUUGCUGGUGUUUUGUUUUUUUCUGAACGCUUCCUUAAUAUACA